Molecule: messenger RNA, 2072 nt
Organism: Electrophorus electricus (electric eel)
Lineage: Eukaryota; Metazoa; Chordata; Actinopteri; Gymnotiformes; Gymnotidae
Gene: bri3
Product: brain protein I3
Source: RefSeq, a predicted model, not a curated record
CAACUCAUCACAUGACUUCUGUCUUGUGACCGACCAAAUAGCAGGGUGACGUUUUUUUAAGUUUGUCGAGGAGUUUUAGUUCGAAACUCCUGUGAAGAUUUUCCUCUUAAGGGAUAAGAUAAAUCGAUUUAUGGUUGUUAUGGCGUUUUUGUAAAAUAUUGACUUCGCAAUAGUCACCCAGGUCCUCGAGUGUUUGGUUCGGGGACGCUUUUGAGUGUGCUGUUGGGGACAAAGUUGGCGCAUGGAGGGCGGUGAAGUUCCAAUUUCCUUCGUCCAGCGUUCUUGGUUUUGGCAUCUGUCCUCAUAAUUAAAUAUUGUAUGACGCAAAAGGUAACAAAAAACAAACAGACAAACAAAAACAACCCGAUGGUAAUUUGGUGAGCGUGUUAACGUGUUACAUUAAUAGCCAUAAUAAAGAGGACGCGUCCCGUCGGGUAUGGAUAACAAGCCUCUUCUGCAAGAUAGACCCCCUGCCUACAACAUCGUACCGGGGGCGCUGGAUUAUGGGCAGCAGAACAACUACGGAGCGAUCCCACCGCAUGCUCCGGCACCCGGGGGCUUCCACUCGCCACCUCCGCCAUACCCGUUCCCAGAUGCGCAAGGUAAGCCGACGUCUGCGGGCUACCCUGCAUCUGUGCAGGCUGCCCCCGUAGGCCAACAACCAAACUAUGCCAACACGUACACCAUCAUUCAGCCCUCCGUAGUGGUCGUAGGAGGAUGCCCGGCAUGCAGGGUGGGGGUGCUGGAGGAUGACUUCACCUGUCUUGGGAUCAUGUGUGCCAUUCUGUUCUUCCCCUUGGGGAUCCUCUUCUGCCUGGCCCUGCGACAGAGGAGGUGUCCCAACUGUGGUGCCACGUUUGGCUAGAGGGACCAAACAGCAGCUGACCUUUAGGGCCCAGUGACCAUUGCUUGUUUGUUUGUUUGUUUGUUUUUGUUUGUUUGUUUUGUUUUAAAUCCUUGAUUUACACAAUGUCAUUAAAAGAUAUAAUUGCACAUCUUGUAUAAUAAUCCAAAUCAUUAUAGUGAACAGCCAUAUGGUUCCCCAAGAGGUUAGUGAAUUCUGAGUUUUCUACUUUUACAUUGCCUGGAAAGACAGACACUUAGAUUUAUUUGCUUUUUUUGGCAUGCAAGCCACACCUGUCUCAUCCAAUCACCUGUGCCUUUAAGAUGGCUAUGAACUUUAGGCUGCAAAAGCAUGGAGACCAUAAAUGGACUUGGCAAAAAUAAGAACACCACCACAAUUAAGACCAGUUCAACUUGCAUACCAGUUCAACUUCUAAUGAUGACUCAGCCUGAGUAAACUCAUGUGUCUGAGUGAGGUAAUUACCUCACACUUCUGGCCUGUUUCUCCUACUGAGGAAUUUUCAUUCUCUGUUAUUAAGAGAUGAGGAUCUAAGCUGCCUGCUGCUUCGCAAGUAUAGGGAUUUGAAUCGGCGUAACCGAUCUUGUAGGCUUUGUUCGCAGGGCUGAACGUCUUUUCCACAUUUACAUCACAUCCUGCUUCUAGAUGACCAAACCACUUCCUCUCUGUUCUCUGUUCAGGCUUGCCAGUUUUGCUUCCUUUACCAUUACCUUCACACUGAGCGCCUGUGUCCUCUGUAACGUAACGGUUACAGUGGUGCUUGUAAGCAUGAGAUGUUUGUCUAACCUAAAAAUGUCUGUCGCUUGGGGAAAUGGCGUGGGAGUGGCCUCUGCUGUGUCUCAGGAGCCACACUGUGAUUAGCACUGUACUAGUGAUCAGUACGGGAUGGUCAGUCAUUCUGAAAUGAUCUCCUGUGUGAGCAAAUGAGACAGGAAUGUCAGUGUGACCCAGAGGUAAUGGAUAUGUGCUGUUUUUUUGUGGGGAGGGAGGGUUUGCUGUACCUCUCCCAAUGAAAGACAAUCAGUAUAGAAUGAAUGUUUUCUGUGUCCCCCCCCACUCACUGUAGAAUCUCAUGACUUUGCCACAAUGAUGAUGAUAAUUCAAUAUUCAGUAUAGGUUUAUUUGAUCUGCUUAAGAACACUACGCACGCUGUUAUGAUCAUUCAGAUUUUUUUAUAUGACAUAAUGUAAAUAAAAUUCUAUGAAUGCUA